GGCAUGUGAUAAUUAUCGAUUAUAAUCGACAACCUCCAGUUCAUGAUGGGAGUCUCCUCGUUUCGCGGCGACAAGUUCUGGGAGCAGGAUGGCAUCAUUGCCGCCUUUCGCAGCUUCGCCACCAAGCACAAUGUCCACGUAACGCUAGUCAUGCAUCCGCGCAAGGAGCGCCAGGAGGAUGACCUCACCACGAGCUCCGUCUUUGGCACGGCCAAAGCCACACAGGAGGCGGACAAUGUGCUCAUCAUUCAAGACAAGCGACUGACAUCGGUGCGGGGCAAAAAGUAUUUGCAGAUAGCCAAGAACCGCUACAGCGGAGAUCUGGGCAUUAUGCCGCUUGAGUUUGACAAGGAGGCGCUCAGCUACUCUUCGCAGAUCCAAAGUGCCAAGCGGCGACGGGAGAAGCCAACGACAGAGGCUUGAUGUACUUAUUUAUGCAUUUGUUGAUACUAUCUGAUAUACAUAAUUAUU
Molecule: messenger RNA, 471 nt
Organism: Drosophila obscura
Lineage: Eukaryota; Metazoa; Arthropoda; Insecta; Diptera; Drosophilidae
Product: twinkle protein, mitochondrial-like
Exons: 2
Coding region: 43-423 (126 amino acids)
Biological process (GO): mitochondrial DNA replication
Cellular component (GO): mitochondrion
Molecular function (GO): single-stranded DNA binding; ATP binding; 5'-3' DNA helicase activity
Source: RefSeq, a predicted model, not a curated record